Molecule: messenger RNA, 1200 nt
Organism: Aspergillus terreus NIH2624
Lineage: Eukaryota; Fungi; Ascomycota; Eurotiomycetes; Eurotiales; Aspergillaceae
Product: 4'-phosphopantetheinyl transferase family protein
Exons: 3
Coding region: 1-1200 (399 amino acids)
Cellular component (GO): cytosol
Molecular function (GO): holo-[acyl-carrier-protein] synthase activity; magnesium ion binding
Source: RefSeq, a predicted model, not a curated record
AUGUUCAUCUGUCUCCUGUCUGUGGAGUUUACUCAAUACGUGAUGCGGACAGUCUGUCUAGGGAUUGGGCCGCUGCCCCUGCUAGCAUCUCCUCUGCAUACCUCCAUACUCAACGCAACCAACCCAGUCCCGGGUCCUCUUUGCUUACACCUCUACAUCCAAGUACAACUCAUCUCACCCAUCACCAUCUUCACCAUCACAGCCAUCACAGCCAUGGCCUCCAUCCAACAACCCACAAAUACCCCACUAACAAGAUGGUACAUGGACAUGCGCAAUCUCACAAACCACCCACCCCUCCCCCUCCUCGACACCCUCAAGCCCACCGAGCAAGAAGCCGUAACGCGCUUCUACCACCAAAAAGACCGCCAGAUGUCGCUGGCCUCCAACCUCCUCAAAUACCUCUUCGUCCACCGCACCUGCCGCAUCCCCUGGCCCGAAAUCAUCAUCAGCCGCACCCCCGCCCCGCACAAACGCCCCUGCUUCAUCCCCGCCGCAGACAACCCGCGCGCAGCCGCCCUCCCCACGCUCGAAUUCAACGUCAGCCACCAGGCCUCCCUCGUCGCCCUCGCCGGCACCUCCACGCCCAGCCCCGCUUCCACCCAGCAGAAAGAGCGUCUCCUCACCGCCGCCCCGGACCCCGCGGCUACGCCGCUCCCGUCCCUCCCGCAGGUCGGCAUCGACAUCACCUGCGUGAAUGAGCGGCGCGCAGAUGCGACCCCCACCCUUGCUGCACUCAACGAGUACGUCGAUAUCUUCGCGGAGGUGUUCUCGGCCCGGGAGUUGGAGACGAUCAAAUCGACCGCUGCGCGGGAGAAUGAUCCUGCGUAUGGAUACAGGCUGUUCUAUGCGUUCUGGGCGCUCAAGGAGGCGUACAUUAAGAUGACGGGCGAAGCGCUGCUGGCGCCGUGGCUGCGCGAGCUGGAGUUUACGGAUGUGCGGGCUCCUGAGCCGCGCGUGCAGCAUCCGUAUACCGGGGUGCGGACGUGGCUGUAUGGGAAGCUUGUGGAGGACGUGCGGGUGGAGAUUGAGGCGUUUGAGGAUGAUUACCUUAUUGCGACUGCGGCGCGGGGUGGGAAAGUCGGGUCUGCUGCGUCUGGAGGUGGGGAGGGUAUAGAUGGCUGGGGGCCUUUGCGUAGGAUUACGAUUGAAGAUGUUGCGCCUUGCGCGCGGGGCCAGUGUCAGUGUUUGGAUGGGUGUUAG